AUGGGGAGAGGGUACAAGACGAACAGCUCAUGGUACUACGAGUAUAUGCCGGAUGUGUCGAUCCCAAUCCAUUUCUUGUUCUUGAUGGCAGUGGUGGUUCUGUUUCUGCUGCUGACAUGGUACGUGAGCUACGAGCCCAUGUUUGAGGACAUCAUCGACAACUUCAAAUUGGGGCUCAUGGUCUGCCCUGUGCUCUUGCUGCUCUUCUUGCACUGGCUGUCGUCUAUGUCUGCCGACCACGACUACCCGGAGCGCGCCGGCCCCUUGCGGCUCGUGUCCCGGCUGCUUCCGGAGAAGGAUUCGGUGCACCGGGUGGGAGGAUCGCCGGUGGGAGUGGCGGCCCUUGUUGUGCUUCUCAUGUUCAUGACCUCCCACCACACCUCCUUCCAAGAGCGAUGGUUUCCCCUCUUCGCCAAACGCUGA
This is a messenger RNA of Andrographis paniculata, 423 nucleotides long. RefSeq lists its product as uncharacterized. Lineage: Eukaryota; Viridiplantae; Streptophyta; Magnoliopsida; Lamiales; Acanthaceae. The transcript has a single exon. The coding region runs from base 1 to 423 and encodes 140 amino acids. The record is from RefSeq and is a predicted model, not a curated record.